CCGGGGGGUUCAGCCACCCGCCUGAGGAUCGUCAUUAAGCUACUCCGGUCUCCGUAGCAUUAUCUUUCACCUCACUCCGUAACACGCAUCACAUUAGACCUUCCGGUUCAUUGGCAUCCCCCGAAUUCACCUUGCAAUAUGCCCCUGUCAAAAGAAGCCUACCUGAGUGAUUCUUGGAAAGAUGGCCUGUUUACAAAUAAGGUCGUCUUUUGCACUGGAGGGGCAGGAACUAUUUGUAGCGCCCAGGUUCGCGCUCUCGUCCACCUAGGUGCCAAUGCUUGCAUCAUCGGCAGAAACGUCGACAAAACCGAGAAAGCAGCCCAGGACAUUGCGACCGCUCGUCCUGGUUCCAAGGUCAUUGGUAUCGGCGCCGUGGACGUGCGCAAACUGGAAAGCCUCCAAGAUGCGGUGGAUCGUUGCGUUCAAGAGCUCGGUGGCAUCGAUUUUGUCAUUGCCGGGGCAGCCGGUAAUUUCCUUGCCUCGAUCAACCAGCUCUCAGCGAACGCCUUCAAAUCCGUGAUGGAUAUUGAUGUUCUGGGUUCUUACAACACCCUCAAGGCGACUCUACCAUACCUAGUCGAGUCGGCCAAGAAGCACAGAGUGGACUCCAAGACGCUCCAGCCUGCUGCAGCAGGAACGGGAGGACGUAUCAUUUUUGUCAGUGCUACGAUCCAUUAUAGGACCAUGCCUUUCCAAACGCACGUGUCGGUUGCCAAGGCAGGCGUGGAUGCACUAUCGCAUAGUGUGGCUAUUGAGUUUGGCCCUCUGGGCGUUACCUCCAAUAUUAUCGCACCCGGGCCCAUUGCUUCGACAGAGGGUCUCGACCGUCUCCUCCCGAGUGACAGUAUGGAGGCUUACACUAAGUCGCAACCACUGGGCCGAUUCGGCUCGGUACGCGACAUUGCCGAUGCUACCGUGUAUAUCUUUGCGGACACCGGUAGUUACGUCAGUGGUCAAACUCUAGUUGUCGACGGCGCAUCUUGGAGAAUGUCGGCCGGUGGUGCAGCGUAUGGGAAACUUUCGUACCCCGAUUUUCUUCUCUCGGGAGAUGCAGUUCCCAACGUCAAAGGCCAGAAGAAAUCCAAACUUUGAUGGCAUCCCCCGAUUGAAAAAUGAUUUUUUUGUUUGUCCUUCGAACCAGUAUAGAAGCCGUCGUGAACUUCCCUAGCAAGUAUUGUUUAUCUCCCCAGGGGAGAC
This is a messenger RNA of Aspergillus ibericus CBS 121593, 1197 nucleotides long. Its product is annotated as SDR family oxidoreductase. The coding region runs from base 139 to 1092 and encodes 317 amino acids. NCBI's taxonomy places the organism in Eukaryota, Fungi, Ascomycota, Eurotiomycetes, Eurotiales, Aspergillaceae. The transcript is spliced from 6 exons. The record is from RefSeq and is a predicted model, not a curated record. Gene Ontology annotation, molecular function: 2,4-dienoyl-CoA reductase (NADPH) activity. Gene Ontology annotation, biological process: fatty acid catabolic process.